This is a messenger RNA of Brassicogethes aeneus, 851 nucleotides long. NCBI's taxonomy places the organism in Eukaryota, Metazoa, Arthropoda, Insecta, Coleoptera, Nitidulidae. The record is from the annotation of a GenBank genome assembly.
AAAAAAUAAUGCUUACCAAGCAGUUUUACAACUAUAGAUAGUAUAAAUAUCACGAUGUAGAAAAUAACUUUGAUCACAAUCAUUAAAAAUGUUAAAGUUAACUGUACUAUUUGCACUAUUCGGUUGUGGGUUAUUAGCAACAGUGCUUCCAUCAUACCUUGAACCAUGCCAAAUUUCCGAUAAAAAAUGUUUGACUGACCAUGCACAAAGUGUCCUUAAAUCAAUCUUAAAUGGGGAUCCGCAAUUUAAAAUCCCAACACUUAAUCCUUUGCUCUUGCCAAAAGUUGACUUAAGUAGUAAUGGAGGAUUACACAUUGUUUUUAGUAACCUACAAGUAAAAGGAAUACCUGAUAUUAAAAUUACAUCAGUUGAAUUUAACCCAGUCAAGAAAUCUGGCAAAGUGGUUUUCUUUUAUCCCCGCACGGAACUUUAUGGUGACUACAUGGCUUAUGGUAAAAUUUUGGUUCUUACAAUUAACGCAUCAGAUAUAGCUUCAGUUGUUGUUGAGGAAGGUUUAUAUACUUGGACAUUUAACUACGAUUUAUAUGAUAAAAAUGGUGCUCAAUAUGCCAAAAUCAAAGACCAUUGCACUCAAUUUAAACUAAAGAAAGCCAAAUUUGAUUUGAAAAAUGUAGUUAAUGGAAACGCGGAAUUAAGUGCAGCUACAAAUAAAAUUCUAAACGAUGAAUGGGAAACUGUAAUAAAAGAUUUGGCGGAUGGUAUUGGGGAGGCCAUCGGAUCCGUCUUGAACCUGAUUUUGCAAGCUUUUAUGGACAAAUUACUUUUUAGCGAGUUAGUCAAGUUAUAGUUUUACCUUUUAUAAACCUAUUGUUUUCAAUAAAUAAUUAUUA